Psammomys obesus (fat sand rat) is the source of this 3758-nucleotide messenger RNA. RefSeq names its product tRNA methyltransferase 5 (gene Trmt5). NCBI's taxonomy places the organism in Eukaryota, Metazoa, Chordata, Mammalia, Rodentia, Muridae. Bases 104 to 1627 code for a protein of 507 amino acids. Gene Ontology annotation, cellular component: cytoplasm; mitochondrial matrix. Gene Ontology annotation, biological process: tRNA N1-guanine methylation; mitochondrial tRNA methylation. The transcript is spliced from 5 exons. The record is from RefSeq and is a predicted model, not a curated record.
CACAAGGUCCGACUAGUCGCGCGCGGCCUUCGCGGCCAACAGUGAUGACGUCAGCGAGAGUCCGCCCACCCGCCGCAGACCCAUUUCCGAGCUGCCCCAGAACAUGAGAAUCUUAUGGAAGACAUUUGGAUUCUCAAGAAGACUUCUGCAAGUAGAAUGGUGUCACCCCAGUGAGUCAGUAUCUUUGAUUGUACUGACAAGAAGGACAUUGGUACCGAGGCUUAGGAAAGCACCUAGUAAUUUUUCGUUGUGUCAGAGACAAGGAUUCUCAACCAUGCCAGAAAUAGAAGCAAGUAUGAGAGAUGCUGAAUUGUUUUCACCACCCUCUGAUGUUCGAGGAAUGACAGAACUUGACAGAGAAGCUUUUAAAAAAACAGUGUCCAUCCCAGUGCUUAAAGUGAGGAAAGAAGUUGUCAGCAGGUUGAUGCGAGCCCUCAAGAGAGUGGCCCUGCAUCGCCCAGGCAUAAAGCGAGUGAUUGAGGACCCCGGAGAUGAAGACGGUAGACUAAUCAUGUUGGACCCCUACAAAAUGCUUACCAUUGAGUCCUUUGAGAAAACAGAACUCGCCGUUUUAAAAGAACUUGAUGUUAGCCCACAGCUGUCUGAGUAUAACUUGGAACUAACUUAUGAAAAUUUUAAGUCAGAAGAAAUUUUGAAAGCUGUGCUUCCUGAGGGUCAAGACGUGACCUCUGCGUUCAGCCGGGUUGGACAUAUUGCACACCUGAAUCUCCGAGAUCAUCAGCUACCCUUCAAGCAUUUAAUUGGCCAAGUUUUGAUUGACAAAAACCUAGGAAUCACGUCGGCAGUAAAUAAGACCAGCAGCAUUGACAGUACGUACCGAAAUUUCCAAAUGGAAGUGCUGUCUGGAGAGGAAAACAUGCUCACCAAGGUUCGAGAAAACAGCUACACAUAUGAGUUUGAUUUCUCUAAAGUCUAUUGGAAUCCUCGUCUCUCUACAGAACAUAGCAGGAUCACUGACCUUCUGAAUCCUGGAGAUGUCUUGUUUGAUGUGUUUGCUGGGGUUGGCCCCUUUGCCAUACCAGCAGCAAGGAAAAAUUGCACAGUGUUUGCCAAUGAUCUCAAUCCUGAGUCCCAUAAAUGGCUGUUGCACAAUUGUAAACUGAAUAAAGUUGACCAAAAAGUGAAAGUCUUUAACAUGGAUGGAAAAGACUUCCUCCAAGGACCAGUCAGAGAAGAGUUAAUGCUUCGGCUACAACUGUCAACGGAAGCAAAACCUUCUGUCCACAUUGUCAUGAACUUGCCGGCAAAGGCCGUAGAAUCCCUCCAUGUUUUCAGAUCCCUUCUGGAUGGGCAGCCGUGCAGCAGGGAGCUCCUCCCCACAGUGCACUGCUACUCUUUCUCCAGAGACGCCGACCCUGCCCAGGAUGUCCGUCAGCGAGCUGGGGCUGAGCUAGGCAUUUCCUUGGAGGAGAGUAGUUCCAUCCACCUGGUGAGAAACGUGGCCCCUAACAAGAAAAUGUUGUGCAUCACUUUCCGGGUUCCCGCUGCUAUACUCUACAAGGACCCGCCUCUCAGUCUAGAGAAUUACGAAGAGCCAUCUCCUAAACGGCCGAGGACGAGUGCUUCCUUCUCAGAAGAGCCUCAAAUUGUAUCAGAUUUAGUCUGAAAUGCCUUCUCCACCUCCCCCAUAGCUUUUAUGUAAAGAAGUACAUUUGUAUGGUUUUGUAAACUUUAGCAAUCAGGUAUUUGUUAUCGCGCCCUUAUGUUUCACUCUUAUGAAUGGAAUAUUACCAAAGUAAAAUUUAACUGAAAUAGGCUGACCAUGUGUAGGAUACAGACUGUUUUGUGUUUCUAUUGUUUUUUUUCUUUUUAUGUAUUAUUUUUUGGCAAGGUCUGUGUAACCCAGGGCAUGAAAAUCUGUCUUCCUGCUUCAGCCUCACAGUUGUUGGAAUUUCAGGCACACACUGCCAUUAUCCAGCAUACUUAUAAAGUAGAAUUGGUAUAGACCAGUAAGACAGCUCAUUGGUAAAGGCACUUGCUACCUACCUCAUGACCUGAAUUUGAUCAUCCAACAUGGUGAAAGGAGAAAGUCCUGAAAGUUUUUCUCUGACUUCACCAAGGCACUCUGCAUACACAUAUGCAAAAUAAGGAACAAAUUAACAAAUUUUAAAAAUCUAAAUUAUAUAAUGAUUUUAUAAUCCAAGUUAUAUCUAUUUUUAUUACAUAAAUGUCUGUCCUUUGGAAAAAUAGGGUUUUGGUUUGUUUGUUUGUUUGUUUUCCAAAACAGGGUUUCUCUGUGUAACAACCCCGGCUGUCCUGGACUCACUUUGUAGAACAGGCUAGCCUUGAACUCACAGAGAUCUACCUGCCUCUGUUGGGAGUAAAGGCAUGCAUCACCAUGCCUGCCUGGAAAGAUAGUUUUUGUAGAUAGAGUGAUUAUAUUCUAUUUAACUAGGAAGGCAUUUAACUACAUUGUAGUUGGUAGUGGAGGAAUAUAAUUAUAUAACUUUUGUACCAAUUAGCAGUAUAAAAGUAAUACAAAAUUAGUUUAUUUAGAUGAGGACUAGGAAAACCACAUCUUCCAGGCUAAGUCUGGCAUAACAGCCUGUGACAUAAGGAUUUUCUUUCAAGUGACUAAAAAAUAAUAACAUUUUGCUGUAGAGGAACUUUAAUUCAGAACAUGGCUGCUCUAGCAAGAGGUCAUAUGCAAAGACCUAGGUCUGUGUGAUCCUGCUGGAAUACAAACAUGCCUUUGAUCCAGGAGACAGGCUAGGAGAUCUGAGUUCAACGCCAGCCUAGUAUAGAACAAGUUUCAGGUAAAGAAAAGCUUAAAUCCAGGCAUGGUGGUACAUGUCUUUAAUCCCAGACAAUGAAGGUUUGUAGAAGAAAGUACCCAUGUUUGAAAGUGAUGCCUGAGUAGCAGAAAUGGUGAAAAAUCAGAGAAAGAUUUGACAGAAUAGGAUACACCCAACUCUUAGGAGAAGAGAGAAAAGGAAGCUACUUAAGGGGAAAUGAGAGCAAGAGGGGAGGCUGUUUUACUGGGACAGUAAUGCAGGUUGCAGUGAGCGAACUCAGGUGAAGACAAAGAAUGAGAAGGAGCGAGGAGAUUAGAGUAGGUUGCUGGAGUUAGUUUAGGCCAAGUAGAGCAAUUUAGGAGCUGAGAGAAAAGCCAGAUUGAAUAAGUCAGCUGGGAGAGGCGUUUGAGCCAGAACAGCUGAGUUGAACCAGCCAGCCAGAGCUCAGUAAGAAUGAGUAAGGGUGAGCUUAUUUAGGCAGUAAUUUUCAGGGGCUGAAAACAUUCCAGGCCUAGGUUAGAUUGUACAGAGGCUAGAAGCUUUUAGGACUAGGCCUAGGUUAGCAGUCACAGGCAGGAAGCCUUUGAGACAACAACGGAACCAGGCAAAUAAAAGUUCUUUUUACAUAUUGUGACAUGGAACUUAAAUAAAAUUUGAGUUUUAGGGUUUUGGUGUGCAUGAAGUUUGAUUGGCACCUGCCCUCCCUCUUAGUUUUCAUACUGUCUACAGCUGCUCAUGUGAUGGACAGCAAAGUGGCACAAUUGCACCACAGACCUCGAGGCGACUCACGGCCACUCCGCAGCUUGGCCUGCGGUCCCAGGCUGUAACUCAACAGACGGCAUUCUGAAUAUACACACAGUUUGGUUUUGGUUUUGAGACCAGAGUCUCACACUAUAGCUCAGUCUCACCCAGAAUUCACUGCGCAGCCAGGUUUGACUUAGACUCACGGCAACCCUCCUGCCUCAGCUUCCCAGAUGCUAGGUACAGGUGAGUCAUGCCCAG